GAUGUGGCGUAGAGAAUGUGUAUAUAUUUUCCGUUUCUCUCUCUCUCGGUCGUUUAUUCAGGACGCCGUGAGGAGGAGCACGUAACCGCGAACGAGACGUGUCGUCUGGCCGAGCGCGAACUUAAGCCCCGCGUGAAAGUUGAGUGCGGUAGUUUGUUUACGGUGUCCGAGGAGCGAGGAGGAGAGCACGGCGAGAAAUUAAGAGCAACAUCAAACUUGCUUGGUGGAAAUUGGCGCCAGUCCUCACCGACCCCAGCUCAGACGUCUAUACAGCCAUCCCAAGAUAAAGAAGAUAUGGACCCAGAGCUUGCAAGAUACUUGGACCGUUCCUACUGGGAACAGCAGUCACAGCAAAAGCAGACUUUUCAGCAAAAGCAGGACCAAGGAGUGAGUGAUUUGGGUAGCACUCUAUCACCCACACAACCAUCAGCACCCAUUAAUGCCACCAAGGCUUCACUCUCUCCAACCAAACUUUCCCAAGUCAAGAUGACUGAAAAUUACCAGAAUGGAGAGACAGAGGAAGUGGACGAGUUUGUGACAACUCUCCGUACUCAGUUAGAAAUAUUUGUGAAUCGCAUGAAGAGCAAUCAGUGUCGAGGACGUCCCAUUGCUAAUGAUUCAUCUGUUCAAACUCUGUUCAUGAACAUCACAGCAAUGCAUGCUCAACUCUUGAAAUACAUUCAUCAACAAGAUGACAAAAGAGUAAACUGUGAACGUCUUCAAGACAAAAUUUCACAGGUGAGGGAUGCCCGAGCUGCCCUUGAAGCCCUAAGGGAAGAACAUCGCGAACGGGUGAGACGAGAGAAAGAGGAACAAGAGCGUCUGAGGCAAGUUCAGAUGAUGCAGAAGCUAGAAAUCAUGAGGAAGAAGAAGCAGGAAUAUUUAGAGUAUCAGCGGCAGCUUGCACUUCAUCGUAUGGCAGAGAGUGAAAGGGAGAUGUUCAACAAGGGUUCUGUGAUGGGGCCACCCCCCACCUCCAUGUACCCAAUGGGUUACCCUGCAUACCCUGGUGUGGCUGGGCCCAUGCCAAGCCAGCCACCGUUACCAGGGCACAUGUAUCAAGGUCAACCUGAGACGGGGCCUCCCCAGGGAGGUGUACCACAAGGUGGAAUGCCUCAGACAGGAGUCCCACCAGGUGGUGUGCCACAAGGUGGCGCUCCGCCAAACUCUAUGUCCUACCCUGGAGGACCAGGACAAGGCCAAUACCAGCAUCCUCCUCCAGGUGGCCACCCAGGUCCAGUGAUGGGAGGGGGUCAGGCUGGGCCUCCACCUGUGACUCAGCCAGGAUACCAGCAACCGCCACAUGAAUUUUCCCCGUAUAACAUGCAGGGAAUGGCAAACAGUCUGCCAAAUAUUAGUGGUGGGAUGCCAGGCUACCCACCCCAACAGCAACCUGGGCCGGGCAUGGCUCCUCCGCAGAUUGCUGGUCAGCAUCCCAUUGCUGGGCCAGGACAACAGCCGCAGGGCGUGAUGCCCAUGCAAGGUGAUAUGAGUGGAGGAGCACCGCAGAUUCCUCCUCAAACCCAGCCACCCCCAACAACACAGGAGCAGCAGGCUGAGCUCAUCUCAUUUGACUGAGUGUGGACCGAGUCUUUCUGUUGCUAGAAGAGGAGAGGAUGGAACCCAGUCAACUUUUUCCAGCUUCUUUUCUCUGAGGUCUUUUCUUAUACAUACUUGACUAUCAGUAGAAGAGAUUUCCAUUUAUUAGGAAAUUAAAUAUACUUCAUUUUGAUGCUAGUAAUUAAAAAGGAAACAAAAAUAAACUGGUCUUACAGAAAUCGUAAGCAAUCCGUUAAAUUACUGAAAUAUUUGGCCAGGUGACCAGGAUCAGUUUUAGUAAUUUUUGGUUUUCAUUCAGUUCUUUUCAUUGGUUUAAUUUUGUGUUUUUAUAUUUUAUUAUACAUUCACGAUAGGAAUAAACUUAAAUGGAUCAUAUGCAGCUGUAUUUGACUUUGGAAAAAAAAGCUAAUUCUAUUAAUUCUGUGAAAUAAUAAUGGGAAGUGAAUAUACUUCAACAUGGAUUAUUUACAUGUACAGUGCUGAUAAAAACUCUUGUCCCUCCUAGUUGCACAUUGUUUUGAAGUAUGACAAAAAAUUGCAAACUUUGCUUGGCUAGUUCAGGUGCAGUUGGCUAGUCCACAAAUAGAAUUCACACUCUUGCUGUUAGUGAUUUGCACCUAAGAUAUUAUCUUAUUCAUUAUUGCUUAGUUAUUUUCACAACUGAUUGAUAUAUAAUUUACUCAAAGAAAAAUGUAUUUGUCUGUCAGCAGUUGGCAACUCUUCAUCUUCAUUAACUCUGUAUGAGCAUUUAAUCAAAUAAUAAUGCAGAAUGGUGUUAACUCCCCCCUCCCUUUUUUUUUACUAUUUUCUCCAAGUAACACGCUCGUAAAGUCAAGCCUUUUUCAUGUUAAAGUUUUCUUGUAUUUUGUCUGUGCUAAAUAUAAAGCUAAAUAACUAGUAUGUUUUUAGCAAAACUCUUGAUAUCAAAAUUAUUAUAACUUGAUGCCAAGUGUUUUAGAAACUCCAUUACAUGAAAUUAAUGACUGUAAAUGGACAUUGGUGGAUUGCUGGCCAUAAAUUCAGCAAGAGUUUUUACCAGUACUGUAUACAUGAUUUGAGUUCCUUUAUGUAUAGGCAAAUGGUUUAAAUAAUUUGAAUGAAUAAUUGAUUUUAAUGACAUUUGCCAGUGAUUUAUCCUGUGUUAGUAUUGAAAUGUAGAAAUUUUAUAUAUCCUGUAUAUGUUAUUGUUUUCAUAUUCUUUGCAAAUAUUACAUACUUAUGUAUAAGAUAAUGUUGAUGUGGUAUACCAAUAUUACUACUCAAGGUAUAUACACAAGCAAUUUAAGUCAGUGCAGGUAAAAUGUUUACAAAACCUUAUAUAGCUUAUUGAUAAUCUGUUUGUUCAGUUAUCCUUUGGCAACCUUAUAUGUUAUUAAAAUUGAAAUUUUUACUCAUGCUCUAAUAUAUGUUUCAUCAUCCUUGAUAUAUAUAUGUACAUACAGUGGAUACUGUAUACUUACAGUGGAUACUUUAUGCUACAGGAUUUCUUUGAAAUAAAAGUCUGAAAAGAUUU
This is a messenger RNA of Penaeus monodon (black tiger shrimp), 3073 nucleotides long. Its product is annotated as hepatocyte growth factor-regulated tyrosine kinase substrate-like. NCBI's taxonomy places the organism in Eukaryota, Metazoa, Arthropoda, Malacostraca, Decapoda, Penaeidae. The record is from RefSeq and is a predicted model, not a curated record. The transcript is spliced from 8 exons. The coding region runs from base 16 to 1578 and encodes 520 amino acids.